Messenger RNA from Geodia barretti, 735 nucleotides. NCBI's taxonomy places the organism in Eukaryota, Metazoa, Porifera, Demospongiae, Tetractinellida, Geodiidae. The record is from the annotation of a GenBank genome assembly.
AUGGUUAUGGCCAGUUUUUGGGAGAAAGUUUCCGUUGACGGCAGUGAGAUGGAUAUGUAUGCCAGCGUGCCGAGUAGCAGCGCCGGUUUCACCGCUCCGUUUCCCGCGGUGGUGGUGGCGCAACACGGCGGCGGAGUGGACGAGUUUAUUCGAACAAUCUGCGACCGAUUGGCCGCGGAAGGAUUCGCAGCGGUAGCUCCAAACUUGUACCACCGGAUUUCCGAUGACGUGUUGAAUGGCGACCCGCGACCGCGUCCGUGGGACGUCCUCAGUGACCCCCACAUCGUGGCCGACAUUGGCGCCACGGUGGAUUGGCUCCGUAACCACGAAGCGAUACGAGGCGACCGCAUCGGUGUGACCGGCUUCUGCAUGGGUGGUCGGGUCGCCUGGUUGGCAGCCGCAUCGAACCCGCAUUUCGCAGCGGUAGCGCCCUACUACGGCGGGAACCUGCUGGUUACGUGGGGAGACGGCGCCACGCCUCCGUUUGAACUGGCUGGCAAUAUCAACUGCCCGAUGCUGUUCCACUUUGGUGAAGUUGACGAGAACCCAUCUCAAGUCGACAUGCGUAAUUUCGACGAAGAGCUGAACCGCCUGGGCAAGGAGCAUCAGUUUUACGUUUACCGUGAAGCGGAUCACGCAUUUAUGGAUUUUACGGGUCCCCGCUACCAGAAAGAAGCCGCUGACCGGUCUUGGCCGCGGACGCUGGAGUUUUUCGGCCAGCACCUGAAGGCCUGA